AUGGACAAACGGCUGCCUCCGGGAAGUCGGGAGUCUCCAGCUGCAGGGACGUCGCCGGCCGGGUUACAAUCCUUCAGAUCCAGCGCGGUGGGGUGCGGUAAUCAGAUCGGCUCCAAAUUCUGGUUGAUGGUCUGCGUCGAGCACGACAUUGACCCCACCGGCUACUAUGUCGGCACCUCCGACCUGCAGCUCGAGCGCGUCAACGUCCAACACAAUGAGGCCUCCUGCGGUCGAUUUGUGCCCCACACGGUGCUCAUGGACCUCGAACGCUGCACCGUGCCCUACAGCCAGAUCUCCCCCUGCAAUUUUUGUGCUCACCGUGUAGGUGUCUUCUCCAAGGCGUCCUUAGCCUCUGAACAUCCCGCUCCAUCAAGGUACCUACCCAUGUUUCCAAUUCCCAAACUGAUUCUUUCACUUGGGCCAGAGGACAGUAGCCACCCUAAGAUUAAUCGUCUGAAUCCAUUGAUAGCACUGCUUUGUUUGAGUUGA
This is a messenger RNA of Triticum turgidum subsp. durum (durum wheat), 489 nucleotides long. Lineage: Eukaryota; Viridiplantae; Streptophyta; Magnoliopsida; Poales; Poaceae. The record is from the annotation of a GenBank genome assembly.